Molecule: messenger RNA, 2515 nt
Organism: Sebastes umbrosus (honeycomb rockfish)
Lineage: Eukaryota; Metazoa; Chordata; Actinopteri; Perciformes; Sebastidae
Exons: 3
Coding region: 3-2363 (786 amino acids)
Source: RefSeq, a predicted model, not a curated record
UCAUGAAUGAGAACUGGAUGAUCCUUUCAUGGGUGAUGGUGCAGUCUGAGACAGAGAAGUCCCUCAAGCCCCUGUACGAGGGACUAGCACACCGCUACAGCACUGCAGGCCUAGAGAAGGCACAAUACCAGUGGGUAGACAGGGAUUGCUGUGCAGCGUUUAAGGUGGCAGAAUCUUGUGCAGGAGAGCAUCUGAACUGGGAUGCUUGGAGGACAACUGAUGCCAUUGUUGCUGAGGCCACUUCUGGUAACCUGCUGAACGUCUGUGCAUCACGAUCAGACUUCAAUACAAACAUGACCAUCAAGCUGGACUUGUUCCACUGUCUGAGGCGGUUUCUCCGGGAGUGUGUGUCAGAGCACCAUCCUCUGUACAGCUCUUUUGCCCAGUUUCUGUCUGCAGCCUUUUCUGUGGUGGACCAGGAAGACCUGCAGAGGCUUAAAGACGCCUAUGCCUUCUGUGGAAUUCAGCCUGCCAACCCAACAAAGCCACACACUCGCGAGCACUGCAGGACCAGAAUUCCACUGCCUGAGGAGCUCAUCAAGAGAGUCGAGGGAGUUUUCCAGCACUUUCACCUCACGUGUGAUCCAAAUGGUGCUCCUCUCUUCAAGCCCUCUAUGCUGAAGACAUGGCGGAUUCAGCGUGUGCACAUCCUGCGAGGUUGCCUGAGUGAUCCUGAGGUGGAGGGUGGGAUCUUGUACAGGCAUGGAGGAACAGUGCAGCUGAAUCAUGUGAAGGGUGAAGGUGCUAGAGUUCCUGUUUGGAUCCCCAUCAGAGGCACAUCCCAGCAGGAGGGAUACCAUUUCCACCAGGCUCAGUGGGUCACUGGAACACGUGUCUCCACAGAGCUGUUUCAGGCACAGGGGAUGACAGGGGUGGCGCGGUGGAAUUACCAGCGUCUGGUGGACUUGAAGCAGCCGGGUGUCCACCUCCCAGCUGUCUUUGAUCCAGCAUUGAUGGCAGAGCUCAAUGCAGUCUCUGAACGGGUGUUGGGGCACGUGAAAUAUCCUGCUUUUCAACUCUCUAACAGAGACACUGGAGAGAAGUUUGGCCUGGAGUAUGUUGAGCCUGGUUGCCGCCCAGUUCCUCUAGACUGGGACAAGCACAGGAGCAAGACCGACUCUACCACAGACCGGAAUCCACCUCCGCAAAGCAGCCAGCUCACUGCCCAGUCUGAGCCUCUUCAGUCAUCCUCCAUGGCACCACAGAAGCUGUUUCAGUUUGCUGCAUGCCCUCCUGCUGACCUUGCUGUAAAACCAGAAGUGACUCCAAGUACAACUCCCGAGCCUCAGACAGAGCCAGAAACCACAUCUCCGCCGUCUCUGCCCCUGCUGUCCUCCCCAACUGGAGCUCGCACUGGACCUGUGAAGACUGGUGGGAGGGUAUUUGUGUUGGACCACAAGCGCUGGCCAGCCCCUAUGAAGCAGGUUAUUGACAACCUGCUGAACAAACACCGUGGGCAGAAGGACAUGCUCAAGCUUGUGGACCAGGACUAUGCUGCUCUAGUUCACAACACCUGUACAGACCCAAACAGCAUGCUCCACCCAACUACCAAACUACAUAUUUCACAGUACGUAAAGCACCUCAGUAAAUUAUUAAACACCAGCUCCUCUUUAAACACCAGCCCCGAAAAACUGCAAGAGAGGCAGGAACUCUGGCACUCUCUGUCAGAGGGCAGUGAGACUACCACUGUGCCGGUUGUUACCAUGCCUGUUGCAGUUUUUAACCCACCUCCACCUGUUCAGACCCUUGCCACACCUCUAACGCAAGCAUCAAUUGAGAAAAUUGUUCAUAACAUAAUGGAAAUCCAACAGCAGCACCAACACCAGCCUCAGCAACAACAACCACAGCAAAAGAAGGCACACACAAAAACAUGUCUUUCCUGUGGCCAGCCAAAGUCGAGGUAUGAGAAUGAUGGUUCUUCCAUCCACUUCUUCUUCCAGCAAGGUCCUGUCAGAUAUUUCUACUGCUCCACUAAAGUUUUCAAGGCUUAUGGUGCUGAAGGUCUGACAAACCCCAAAAUGCCCUUUCAAGACUUUGCAGCUACAAAGUUCUUCCAGCAGGAACUGGACGCCACAAAAAAAAGGGUGGAGGAGCGAGGACAGCAGAAGAGGAAAAGGACUGACUCCCCACAGACAGGUCGCAAGUGUCGGUUCUGUAAGAUGGAACUGAAACAGGGCCCAAACAGUCCUCACAUUCACACUGGAUUCCCUGGAAUAGCAGGGAAGUACAUUUACUGCCCUGCUAAAGUCUUUUCCCUCUACAAAGAUCAGGGCAUGGAGAAGGAGAUGACCUGGAAGGAGUUCCAGGUGUCUGCUUUUUAUGAGAGAGAAAAAAAGAGAUGGGAAGUUGAAAGGGGAAAAUGAGAGACAGCGAGGGGGAGUGUUUUACCAUGUGAUCACGUCUGUCCGGGUCAAAUUGAUCACUAUAAGCAGAUUAUUUAAACAGCAUUUGCAUAGUAAUGAUUCUGUCCCAAGCUUUUUGAUCCAUAUUUUAUUUAUUUGUUUUUACCUUUAUU